AUUACAUAUUCGUCAAAUUGUAAAACAACGCAAUCGAAAACAAAUUUUUCUCUUCUAGAAUACAAUUGAAGAAUAUAUUUAUUUGUUUUUAUUCUUAAAAGUUAAUCAAUCAGUAAACAUGACGGCAAUUGCUGGAGGCCACGGUGAGCCAAAUCCUAACGCUACUUGGUUGAGUGCGCGUGGGAUGUGGUUAGCGUAUGGCUUGGGUGUGUUGGCAGUGCAUUUGAUUCUGUUAUCAGUUCCAUUUAUAAGCAUUCCAAUUGCGUGGACUCUCACAAACUUGCUACAUAACGCCGCUCAUUUGUAUUUUUUGCACAUAAUCAAGGGUGCACCCUGGUUAAGUAUUGAAAAUGACUGCGCACGUCGCUUAACGCAUUGGGAGCAAAUCGACAAUGGUGAACAAUUUACAACAACGCGAAAGUUCCUCACGGCUGUUCCAAUUUUAUUAUUCCUGCUCACCUGCAUCUAUACAAGGAAUGAUCCCGAUCAUUUUAUUGCCAACUUUAUUUCGCUUGUGCUGGUUACCUUACCAAAAUUACCGCAGUUCCACGGUGUACGUCUCUUUAACAUAAACAAAUACUAAUAUGUCAAUAACAGUUAGGUUAGAUUUCUGAGUUCGAGAUAAUGAAUAAUAUUGUUUGUAUGAAAUUUA
Molecule: messenger RNA, 652 nt
Organism: Anastrepha obliqua
Lineage: Eukaryota; Metazoa; Arthropoda; Insecta; Diptera; Tephritidae
Gene: ORMDL
Product: ORM1-like protein
Exons: 3
Coding region: 119-583 (154 amino acids)
Biological process (GO): intracellular sphingolipid homeostasis; negative regulation of ceramide biosynthetic process; ceramide metabolic process
Cellular component (GO): endoplasmic reticulum membrane
Source: RefSeq, a predicted model, not a curated record